Aspergillus pseudonomiae is the source of this 3111-nucleotide messenger RNA. RefSeq lists its product as uncharacterized. Gene Ontology annotation, biological process: cholesterol biosynthetic process. Bases 1 to 3111 code for a protein of 1036 amino acids. The record is from RefSeq and is a predicted model, not a curated record. The transcript has 6 exons. NCBI's taxonomy places the organism in Eukaryota, Fungi, Ascomycota, Eurotiomycetes, Eurotiales, Aspergillaceae. Gene Ontology annotation, molecular function: phosphomevalonate kinase activity; FAD binding. Gene Ontology annotation, cellular component: cytoplasm.
AUGGCCACCCUAAACUCCCUAAAGGAGGCAUUGAAGCAGAAAGCCACAGCAACGCCGUCCUCGAAACAGUCGUUGUCCGACACACAGUACAGCGCUGGCUUCGAUAUCUUGGCCCAGGGAUCAGAAUACCAAGACUUUAUUAUUCCUCAACUAUCCCAGCUGCUAGAUCCGCUCUUCAGCUCGCGGAUCCGUAUCUCGAUGCUAGAGAUUGGACCUGGCCCAAAGAGCGUGCUUGGAUUUCUGCCCCGGGGUCUAAGACAGAAGAUCAAGAGUUACGCUGCCUUCGAGCCUAACGACUUGACGCGGUGGCAGUAUCAUAUGUACGGCAUGAAGCCCAAGGACAAGUUCAUUGAACAGGCGCUGGACAUGCUUGUUGAGCAUCUGCAAGGCGGAAUGGUGGUGGUUUUCCAUCGCGAAGGGACCCUGCGUCUCAACGGAUUAGCAUACCAUCGAACAGCUUGUUUCCCUACUGGGAUUGUUCGCGUGAUGGAGGACGACGAAGUACUGGAUACCUUCGCUUCCUUCAUCGCGGGGUUUGUCAUGCAGGAUACAGGCGGACAAGGCGAUCCGAGUCGAGUGGCCUCUCCCAACGUCAUGUCGGCCUUUACCAAACAUGCGACCACGUUGCCGGAGUUGACGGCACGGGUGGCGUUGGUGAAAGAUAAGACGGUUAAGAACCGGGAGGCUCGCCUCCACGGCCCUGCUUCAAUUGUUAAGCCCACAGAGGUACGGCAUGUUCAGUACGGCCACUGCCUAUGGCCCAACGUCGUCUCGGUCGAUAUGAGCGCUUUUGACCAAAUACACAUUCUCUCGGCUGGGAAAGCUGGAGAGUCCAGUUCUGAAUCCGAUUCCUUGGUUAUCGUUGAGACCGGCUGCAAACCGGGGGAUAUCGUCCGCAAAACCAUGGCGGCUGGCCUAACCGUACCCCUGGGGGCCCGCCCAAGCGUAGGUGCCGGACUAUGGCUACAGGGCGGCAUUGGGCACCUGGCUAGGUUAUAUGGGCUCGCGUGCGACGCCAUCAUCGGUGCCGUGGUGGUCAGUGUCGACUCGAGCGAGGUCCUCUGCAUCGGCCAUGUACCAAGCCAACACCGCCCAACCGGUGCCGUGCGCCCAAAAAACGAACCUGAUCUAUUAUGGGCAAUGAAAGGUGCUGGGACCAACUUUGGCAUCGUAGUAAGUGUUACCUUCAAGGCGUACGUGGCUCCGGUCCACUUAGUUCGAAGCUGGGUUAUCCCGUUGAGUGACGACCUCGAGGCGCGUCGCAGACUGAGCGAUUUUGAUAAUCUCAUCGCCAGCAAGCUCCCACGCAACUGCCUUAUAUCUGAAACAUCCACGUCCACGCUCGCACCUGUGGACGCAGGCACAAUCUUCGGGAUCGAAGGCAAUUUCGAUAUUGUGGACAGCGUCGGUUUGUUCGAGGCCGAGAUGUACAUGUCCCAGAUGCACGGCGGACACGGCGGCUGCAAGACCUCUGCGUUCAAGCGAUGUUUAUUCUUAAAAGGUAUCGGAGCAGUGGAUGUCGCCAACACUUUAGCGACGGCCGUUAAGACUCGUCCUUCGCCAUUCUGCUAUGUCCAUCUGCUUCACGGUGGUGGAGCGGUCAGUGAUGUGGCGGCUGAUGCCACUGCUUUCGGUUGUCGAGACUGGGAUUUCGCCUGUGUGAUAACUGGUGUCUGGCUGUGCGAGCAAGACGGCAUCGAGAUCGCCCAAGCUGCCGAGCGGUGGGUAUACAACGUUGCCAGGGACUUGUUGCCCUUUAGCAGCGGGGUUUACAGCGCAGACCUUGGGCCGGAUCCCAGAGACGCCAUCCUGGCGGAAACGGCGUUUGGACCGAACUGGCCGCGCCUGGCCCGUCUCAAGCACUGUUCGGACCCGCAUAACGUACUGGCUUACGCCUGUCCACUCCCCAAAGCGCCGGUUAGGCAGAGGCUCAUCAUUCUUGUCACGGGUGACAGCUGCGCCGGCAAGGACUAUUGUGCCGAUAUCUGGGUCUCCACGUUCCUCGCUUACACCCAUAAAUCCCUCACGGCGCGUGUAGUCAGCAUUAGCGAUGGGACUAAACGAGAAUACGCGACGGCCACUGGUGCUGACUUGAGCCGUCUGCUCUCGGAUCGUGCCUACAAGGAGCAGCACCGGCCAGCAUUGACGGCAUUCUUCCAGGACCAGGUGCGCCAUCGACCUCGGCUGCCAGAGGAGCAUUUCCUGAGUGUAGUAGAUAGCGCUGCAGAUGUAGACGUGUUGCUAAUCACCGGGAUGCGAGAUGAGGCGCCGGUAGCAGCCUUUUCGCAUUUGGUGCUAGAUGUCAGACUGCUCGAAGUCCGCGUUCAAGUUACCGAAGAGACGCGGCGGGCUCGCGGAGGGUGCCACGGCGGCGAUGACGAUGGUAACAACAAGAACAACGAUAAUGGCGGGUCGAAUUUAACGGCCUUGGAGCACCGCCCCUGUCUCACCUUCCACAAUGACACGACCGGAGACAAGGCGGCCAAAAGGUUUGCCGAACACUAUCUGCUUCCCUUCUGCCACCAAGACCUGCAACGACUGGCCAACAUGGUGCGCCAGGUACCCGACUUUCCACGCCCGGGCAUCGAGUUCCGCAACGUGCUCGACAUUUCCCAGCAGCCAGGCGGGCUGACUCUGUGCACAUCUCUGCUACAGUCUCACUUUACCGGUGACUCGGCCAAAGUCGAUGUAAUGGCGUGUUGCGAGGUCGGCGGCUUCGUCUAUGCAUCGGCGCUAGCCUCACGGGUUGAUAUACCCUUGGCGUUGAUUCGCGAAGCCGGUAAGCUUCCCCCACCCACCCUUUCAGUCGUCAAAUCUCCAUCGAAUGUAUCGUCUUCAGCAUCCAACGGUUUGAAAGAGAAGAGCAUCGAGAUGGCUCGGGAUUUGAUCCCCGGGGGCGCGUCAGUGGUGGUGGUGGUAGACGAUGUGCUUGCCACGGGGAACACACUGUGUGCGGUACUGCAGCUCUUAGAUAAAGCUGGCAUCAGUGCGGAAGAUAUUAGCGUCAGGGUCGUGGCCGAAUUCCCUGUUCACCGUGGCCGGGACUUUUUGCGGUGGCGUGGCUUUGGGGGAGUCAAGAUUCAAAGCCUUUUGGUCUUUGAUGGUGCGUAG